CUUUCAGCUCGGAGGAGGCCAAAGUGCAACUUUCUCUGGUCGUUGCGAAUCCGGGUUCAUCCAACACCAGCCGCCUCCACCAUGCCGCGGAAGUUCAACCCCAGCGACAUCAAAGUCGUAUACCUGAGGUGCACCAAAGGUGAAGUCGGUGCCACUUCUGCCCUGGCCCCCAAGAUCGGCCCCCUGGGUCUGUCUCCAAAAAAGGUUGGUGAUGGCAUUGCCAAGGCAACGGGUGACUGGAAGGGCCUGAGGAUUAUAGUGAAACUGACCAUUCAGGACAGACAGGCCCAGAUUGAGGUGGUGCCUUCUGCCUCUACCCUGAUCAUCAAAGCCCUCAAGCAACCACCAAGAGACAGAAAGAAACAGAAAAACAUUCAACACAGUGGGAUGAUCACUUUUGAUGAGAUCAUCAACAUUGCUCUACAGAUGCGGCACCGAUCCUUAGCCAGAGAACUCUCUGACACCAUUAAAGAGAUCCUGGGGACUGCCCAGUCUGUGGGCUGUAAUGUUGAUGGCCGCCACCCUCAUGACAUCAUAGAUGAUAUCAACAGUGGCGCUAUGGAAUGCCCAGCUAAUUAACCACAAAGGAAAAUAUUUCAAUAAAGGAUCAUUUGACAACUGGUCGAAAAAAAAAAAGUUAAAAAAGAUUAAAAUGUUACAUCAGCCUUGGCAAGUGGGAAAAAAAAUAUUAAGUUUAUAAAGUAAAAUAGUUAUAGUAAACUAAGGUUAAUUUAUUAUAAAAGAACUAUUUUUUAUAAAUUUGGUGUAGCCUAACUGUACCAUGUUUCUAAAGUCUACAGCAGUGUACAGUAAGGCCCUAAGCCUUCACAUUCACUCACCACUCACUCACUGACUCACCCAGAGCAACUUCCAUUCAAACAUGCUCCAUUUAAUGGUUAGUACCCUGUAUAGCUGUACCAUUUUUUAUCAUUUAUAUUGUAUUUUAACUGUACCUUUUCUAUGUUUAGGUAUGUUUAUAUACACAAAUGGUUACCACUGUGUUAUGUUACCUACAGUGCUUCAGUAUAGUAACACGCCACACAGGCUUGUUGCCCAGGAGCAAUAGGCUAUCGCAGAUAGCCUAGGUGUGUAGCAGGCUAGAUCAUCUAGGUUUCAGUAAGUACAUUCUAUGACGUUUCCACAAUAAUGCAUUUCUGAUCAUGUAUCUGCAUUGCCAAGUGACACAUGACCAUAACUUUUAUACUGUAUUUUUUGGUUUUAUUUUUUAUUUUCCAUGAAUAUUUUCUUGUUUUUUUUUUUUUUUUUUUGAGACCAAGUCUCGCUCUGUCGCCAGGCUGGCGCAAUCUCAGCUCACUGCAACCUC
Symphalangus syndactylus (siamang) is the source of this 1324-nucleotide messenger RNA. Its product is annotated as large ribosomal subunit protein uL11-like. Gene Ontology annotation, molecular function: large ribosomal subunit rRNA binding; structural constituent of ribosome. NCBI's taxonomy places the organism in Eukaryota, Metazoa, Chordata, Mammalia, Primates, Hylobatidae. The record is from RefSeq and is a predicted model, not a curated record. Gene Ontology annotation, biological process: translation. Gene Ontology annotation, cellular component: cytosolic large ribosomal subunit; ribosome.